AUGCUCCUCGCUGAUGUUAGAGUUGAAAGCCCGGAGGAUCUGCUGCAGCGUGAGGCAGUCGGCGGCGUCCAGCGCGACCUCGGUCCCGCCGGUCGCCCCGCUCGCUUCCUUGCGCAUCAUCGCGCUACCCCGCCGUACCCGGACCCAUGGCUCAAACACAACACUAUAUUAAAUCACUUCACCGGUUCAAUACGGUCAAUUUAUUCCAAGCAC
Brenthis ino (lesser marbled fritillary) is the source of this 213-nucleotide messenger RNA. The record is from the annotation of a GenBank genome assembly. NCBI's taxonomy places the organism in Eukaryota, Metazoa, Arthropoda, Insecta, Lepidoptera, Nymphalidae.